This is a messenger RNA of Pseudoliparis swirei, 2550 nucleotides long. RefSeq names its product cytosolic sulfotransferase 1-like. Bases 476 to 1303 code for a protein of 275 amino acids. Gene Ontology annotation, biological process: sulfation. Gene Ontology annotation, cellular component: cytoplasm. The record is from RefSeq and is a predicted model, not a curated record. NCBI's taxonomy places the organism in Eukaryota, Metazoa, Chordata, Actinopteri, Perciformes, Liparidae. The transcript has 8 exons. Gene Ontology annotation, molecular function: sulfotransferase activity.
CAUCAGGUUACCACCCGCAGACCAAUGGCCAGACUGAGCGUGCUAAUCAGGACCUGGAGGCAGCCCUUCGCUGUGUCUCUUCUCGCCAUCCAGUCUCCUGGGCCUCCCACCUGCCUUGGGUUGAAUAUGCCCACAACUCCCUGGUUUGCUCCGCCACAGGUAUGUCUCCAUUCAUGGCUUCUGUUGGGUUCCAACCCCCUCUCUUCCCCACCCAGGAGAGGGAUGUGGCAGUUCCCUCAGUGCAGGGGCAUCUUCGGCGUGCCCGCAGAGUCUGGCAGGAAGCCCGGGCAGCUCUCACUCGCACUGCUGCUCGCAACCAAAGACUUGCAGACCGCCAUCGCACUCCAGCCCCGGACUACCAGCCCGGCCAGAAGGUCUGGUUGUCCUCCCGUGAUCUUCCACUCCAGACUGAGUCCCGCAAACUGGCACCCAGUCACCGCCUCGACCAGAACUGUUUGAUUUCCAGGGAGUCUCGAUGACCCACUACUUCACAGACAACUGGGAGAACAUUCAAAACUUUCAGGCCCGGCCGGAUGAUAUACUCAUUGCGACAUACCCCAAAGCAGGGACCACCUGGGUCUCCUACAUCCUUGACCUGCUGUAUUUUGGUGAGACAGAGCGCCAGAAGGACGUCCCAAUAUAUCAUAGAGUGCCUUUCUUGGAGAUCUUCUUCCCAUCUGUGCUUUCAGGAACAGACAUGGUGGACAACCUCGCCACCUCCCCUCGAAUCAUCAAAACUCACUUUCCAGUCCAGUUCGUGCCAAAGUCCUUUUGGGAGCAAAACUGCAGGGUCGUGUACGUGGCCCGUAAUGCUAAAGACAACGUGGUGUCUUCUUUUCAUUUUGAUCGCAUGAACAUACUUCAGCCGGAGGCCGGAGACUGGAGCAACUACCUCCACAGAUUCAUGGGUGGAAAAGUGGUGUAUGGAUCCUGGCACAACCAUGUGAACGGCUGGUGGAAGAAGAAACAGACUUACGCGAAACUCCAUUACAUGUUCUACGAAGAUCUGGCCGAGGACACCGGACGGGAAAUAGACAAACUCUGCUGCUUUCUUGGUUUGUCUCGUUCGGACGAGGUGAAGAAAAGAGUUACGAAUGGAGUGCAUUUUGAUAACAUGAAAAAGGACAACAUGGCCAACUACUCGACCAACCCGUUUAUGGAUUUCAAAAUUUCUCCUUUCAUGAGAAAAGGGAAAGUUGGUGACUGGAAGAACCAUUUCUCUGCGGCCCAGAGUGAACAGUUUGAUGAAGACUACGAGAAGAAGAUGACUGAUGUCACUCUACAGUUCCGUUCUGAAAUUUGAUCCAGAAUGGCUUCAUAUAUGUGGAGCUGGGUCCAGGUGUUAAUGAAAAUGUGGCAUUCCCAUGAGCCUAUAAUUCAAUUAGUUUUGUAUAACCAAAAUCACAAAUCUACCUCGGAGGGCAUUACAAUCUGUACACAUUCGACAUCCCUGACCUUUGACCUUACAUUGGAUCAGGAAAAACAGACAUAUUUUGUAUGCUAUUCAUGUAAUCAUGAACAAGGAAGUACAAAGAUAAAGGGAGGGAGAGGUGGACAAGUUUGACCCAGGAGACUGAUAUUCGUUCCCCAUGUGAAACGAGAAAAGAAAACUCACGUCAACUUGCAUACUUGUACUUCGUGUACUAGAAUUUUGUAAUAUAUUCUUAAACCUGUAAAAUGCUGUGUGUUACAUAUUUCAACAUAAAUAUAUGUUAAAAAUAACACAAUUUGUGUGUUUAUAGUUUUUUCCCAGAAAUUAUCCUUAAAAUGCAGGUGACUUUCUUUUUUGUUGUUGUCACCACACCACAUCCACGUUGUUUGAAGCCUCAAAGCUUUUAGAACCACAACUACAGUCAUUUUAUUGUUCUGACCACAAAUCUAAAUAAUGAUAAUAAACAGUUUAAGAACAAAAGGUCCUCCGCUCUGACUCAGCCCUAUAAUGAUAGUAAUAACAAAUAUACAUUGUCAUUAUAUAUAAAAUGGUUAAAGUCAUUCAUGAACCAACUUCCUUUUUUUUUUGCCUGAACAGUCCUCAUGGACUUUUCCCUGAAUCUGUUCUGUCUCUACCUGUUUGUCACGAUACUCAUAUUAUAACUUCUAUACAUAUUACAUACCUGCCAUUAAUAUCAUGAUACCCGAUACCAGAAUUCAAUACACCAUAAAAACAAUAUGGUACCAUAAAUACGAGACUGGUAUAUUUAUCUAUAAUAGUAAUAAAUAAAACAUCUGUAUGGUUCACUUUUUACCAACUUUUUCAACACUUAACAUAUAACAGUAAUAUUAGUAUUAAUACAGCCAGAUAUGAAUGAAACUACAUGGUUCCAUCAUAGCAUUGAUUAUACACGAUGAGGCCGUUAGUCUCUGACCAGAUGAUACACAGUUCAUCAGGAUGAGCAGCUGUAGAGUUACAGAACUUUACAGACUGAAACAUUUACCUUCUGGCAUCUUUUUAUUUUUUAAGCCGAAGUCGGUCUCUAAAGCUGCGCCACUUCUCUCGCUGUGAGCUGCGCAGCGCAGUGUGCGCAGACAGCUCCACACGGAGCAGCGCGU